GUUUGUAAAUGACCACUAGGAGUCAGCAAUGGGACUCGAGGCAAAGACGGAAGCGAGAAAGGUAGCGUUACUGCUAACUAUAGCAGGCCCACAAGCCCUGGAGGUGUACAACACGUUCAUGUUUGAUAAUGAAGAUGAUGGGAACAAACUUGAGAGUGUGAUACGAAGACGCCAAACUUUCUGACUGACCUGAGGCUCAAAGCACAGUCAUGCAACUUUGCAAACCUAAAAGAUUCCAUGGUACGUGACCACAUUGUUUUUGGAGUACACGACAAGAAAGUCAUAGAGAGGCUUUUACGUGAACUGGAGCUAACACUGGAAGGAGCUAUCAAAAUCUCUCACGCCAGUGAGCUACCUCAGAUGCAUACCAAAACAUUUGAAGGAAGAAAAACCAGUCUACACAGCAACAAAAUGGGAAGAUGUUCAGCUGUAAACGCUGUGGCACACACCACUUGCCAAGACAAUGUCCUGCUUAUGGAAAAAAGUGCACUAAUUGCCAAAGUUUGAAUCACCAAGCAGUGUUUCUCAAAAACAAAUGGGAGGAGGAAAAGUCGAAAUAUAUAUAUAUAUAGUGGAUGACACUGAUUUGUGUGACACUUUCUUCGUGGAACUAGUGAACCGUGAAAAUGAAAGUUCGAGUGAAGUAAAUACUGUUUCUGCAGACAAAUGGAUAGAAACACUCAAAAUAAAUGGAACUCUGGUCACAGUGAAGCUGGACACAGGUGCAAAAGCAAACCUCAUAAGUAUGAGUGAUAUCAAAGCAAUGACAAUGAAGCCAAAGAUUUACAGAAAGACUCUUGCACUAAAGGAUUACAAUGGCAAAGAGAUCAAAUGUCUGGGCUCCUGUCACUUAAGUGUGAAUGUGAAAGGCAAGAAUCAUCAACUGAUGUUCUCAGUGAUUCCAGAAGGACUCGAUUUAAUACUCAGAGACAAAGCCUGUGAAAGCCUGGAAUUGGUGAGGAGAGUGUACUGCAUCAACAGAGAUGUGAGUAAUAACACUGUUGACAUGAUUGUUGAAAAGUAUGAUGAGCCAUUCACGUACAAAAUCCGACUCAAAGAAAAUGCACAACCAGUCGUUCAUGCUGCACGCAGAAUCCCAGCCCCGCUGCGAGAACAGCUGAGGAAAGAAUUGGACAGGAUGACGAUGCUUGGAGUGAGCAAAAAGGUAGAUGAACCAACAGACUGGGUCAACUCCAUGGUAUGUGUAAAGAAAAAGAAUGGCGAUUUGAGAAUAUGUAUGGAUCCAAAAGAUCUGAAUGAAAAUAUAAAAAGAGAACACUAUCAAAUUCCAAAGAGAGAUGGAAUUAUCAAUGAGAUGGCUGGAGCUAAAUAUUUCUCAAAACUCGAUGCAUCUCAAGGUUUUUGGCAACUGAAACUGGAUGAAAACAGCACAAAGUACUGCACGUUCAACACAUCCUUUGGAAGAUAUUGCUUCCUCAGACUACCAUUUGGAAUUAUUUUUGCAUCUGAAAUAUUCCAUAAAGCAAUGGACAUUGACGGACUCAACGGAGUUUGUGUCUAUGUUGAUGACAUUAUCUGGGGAUCAACAAUUCAAGAGCACAAUGAGAGACUGAUCCUGGUGUUUGAACAGAUUCAAAAAUAUGGACUAAAACUCAACAAACAGAAGUGUCAGUUUGGAGUUAAUGAACUUGUUUUUCUGGGUGACAAACUUUCUGCUCAAGGUGUACAGGCAGACACAUCACGUCAAGUCCAUUGUAUGCUCAGUCCAAUGAAAAGGCAGAGAAAGGUGUGCACAUUCUCAAGCAACUGCUAA
This is a messenger RNA of Synchiropus splendidus (mandarinfish), 1774 nucleotides long. RefSeq lists its product as uncharacterized. Lineage: Eukaryota; Metazoa; Chordata; Actinopteri; Syngnathiformes; Callionymidae. The transcript has 3 exons. The coding region runs from base 536 to 1774 and encodes 412 amino acids. The record is from RefSeq and is a predicted model, not a curated record.